CGUGUCAAGCGAUAACCGGUAGUGGUGACUCGUCGAUGUAUGUAUGAAUGUGUGCGUAGCCGAGAGGUAAACAGAGAGAAGGAAAAUACUGCACAAUGCCGUUUAUGAUAGGCAAGGAGCCCGUGCGGCGAACGGUGAAAUAUUUGAUGUCCGGCAAAUUGGUUCUGAAGGACAAGAUACAAAUACUGUCCAUCAAUUACAACACGCACGGCGAUCAUCAUAAAGGCGCAAGGAAUUUCAUAUUUUGGCACUUGCCGCAGCUGCAGUACAAGAAUCCGAACGUGCAGAUAAUUACGUUCAAGAACAUCACACCGUCGCCGUUCAUGAAGUGCUACUAUGAUGACGGAAAGACGAUGUUGAUAGACAUAGAGGGUAAGUCCAAGGACGAGAUACUCGAACAUCUCAGAACAGUGAUCGGCAAGCCUGUGGAAGUCCUGCACCAGGAGGCUAUCGCUAUGGAGAAGAAGGACAAUCCAGCGAACUUUGGAGUGCACUGUGAGAAGAGCUGCAUCUGCCACGUACCUGGACAAGUGCCGUGCCCUGGCAUAGUGCCUCUGCCAGAUCACAUGCGUGGGAAGAUCAUUGUCGAUAAAUUAACCAAUAAUUAGAUAAGCUCUGUCCGUUAAAAAGUUUCUUGUAUUAUAAUUGUACAUACACUUA
Molecule: messenger RNA, 660 nt
Organism: Ooceraea biroi (clonal raider ant)
Lineage: Eukaryota; Metazoa; Arthropoda; Insecta; Hymenoptera; Formicidae
Gene: mRpS25
Product: mitochondrial ribosomal protein S25
Cellular component (GO): mitochondrion
Molecular function (GO): structural constituent of ribosome
Source: RefSeq, a predicted model, not a curated record